AUGGACGUAUAUGUCCAAAUCACGGGUCUGGACUCAGGGAAAACGCGCGGAGUCAAGGCGCUGCUCGAUAGUGGCUGCAGUACCUGUUGCAUCGAUACCGACUACGCACGGGCGGAGAAGUUGGAUAUUCAAGAGCUUCCACAACCCAUUGUGGCCCGUAACGCCAACAACACCGAGAACAUCAGCGGUCGGAUCACGCAUUACGUUGACCUAAGGAUGAGAAUCGGCCUCACGUGGAGACACGCACAUUCCUUCUGA
Messenger RNA from Mycena citricolor, 258 nucleotides. Lineage: Eukaryota; Fungi; Basidiomycota; Agaricomycetes; Agaricales; Mycenaceae. The record is from the annotation of a GenBank genome assembly.